This is a messenger RNA of Phalaenopsis equestris, 1144 nucleotides long. RefSeq names its product GTP-binding protein SAR1A-like. The record is from RefSeq and is a predicted model, not a curated record. Gene Ontology annotation, biological process: intracellular protein transport; endoplasmic reticulum to Golgi vesicle-mediated transport; membrane organization. Gene Ontology annotation, cellular component: endoplasmic reticulum exit site; COPII vesicle coat. Gene Ontology annotation, molecular function: GTP binding; GTPase activity. The transcript is spliced from 3 exons. Lineage: Eukaryota; Viridiplantae; Streptophyta; Magnoliopsida; Asparagales; Orchidaceae.
CGCGUUAAGUCGAAUAAUAUUGAGACGGCAACUUUCGACUCUAUAUUUGCCGCUCGCCCUUUCGUCCCGCCCACCUUAUUAGGUCUUCCUGCAUCGCCCGGCGAUCUUGAAAUCAGUAUACGCGGCCGCCGGAUUUAUAUCAGCGGUUGAUACCACAGAUCCUCCAUGUUCCUCGUCGAUUGGUUCUACGGCAUCCUUGCCUCGCUGGGGUUAUGGCAGAAGGAGGCUAAAAUUCUCUUCCUGGGGCUUGAUAACGCUGGGAAGACGACGCUCCUCCACAUGCUCAAGGAUGAGAGGUUAGUGUAGCAUCAGCCAACGCAAUACCCUACUUCGGAGGAACUUAGCAUUGGAAAGAUUAAGUUCAAGGCGUUCGACGUUGGAGGGCAUCAGAUUGCUCGUCGAGUCUGGAAGGAUUACUAUGCAAAGGUGGACGCGGUGGUGUACCUGGUGGACGCCUUCGACAAGGAGCGAUUCGCGGAGUCAAAAAAGGAGAGGUUAGUGCAGCAUCAGCCAACGCAAUACCCUACUUCGGAGGAACUUAGCAUUGGAAAGAUUAAGUUCAAGGCGUUCGACGUUGGAGGGCAUCAGAUUGCUCGUCGAGUCUGGAAGGAUUACUAUGCAAAGGUGGACGCGGUGGUGUACCUGGUGGACGCGUUCGACAAGGAGCGAUUCGCGGAGUCAAAAAAGGAGCUGGAUGCCCUGUUGUCUGAUGAUUCCCUGACCAACGUUCCAUUCCUGAUACUGGGAAACAAGAUUGACAUACCCUACGCAGCAUCAGAGGAGGAGCUGCGAUACUACCUGGGCCUCACCAACUUCACUACGGGCAAGGGAAAGGUGAGCCUCUCUGAAUCCAACCUACGCCCUCUUGAAGUCUUCAUGUGCAGCAUUGUGCGCAAGAUGGGCUAUGGCGAUGGCUUCAAGUGGCUUUCACAGUACAUCAAGUAAAUUCUAAAUAUUUCUAUAUUUAUAUUUAGUGCUUCGCUGCAACGACAAUCUUUUAUUUUUUUCAGAGUUGUGUUUGAUUUUGAUUCCUUGUGUAGAAAUGCGUUAUAUCUACUUGGGACUAUAAUGGGAAACAGUUUUAAAGCUUGAUGUAAUUUGCAACAAUAUUUUGGGAGAAAUUUUCGUUUGGGAUAUUUGGUCA